AUGCUAAAAUCAAUGGAUUCUCGACAGGUAAAAUUCCAGUUUAAAAAAAUCGUAUCAAAAAGUUUUCAGUCAAAAGAAGAGUCCACAUCACCGCCGAUUCUGUCAGUUCCACCCAAAAAACCAAAAUACGGAAGACCCAAAAAGACGCCCGCUUUUUCCAGUUUCCGAUGUGUACGUUUAUAACUAUAGAUAAACCAUGAUAGCUCAAAAAAACAUUCAGUACGAAGAACGAGACAUUGAAUUUUUCAUCCAUCAAGUUUCGGACAACGAUCACAUUUGGGAUCGCAAAAACUCGCUGAACUUUGACGGAAAUUUCAUUCACGCCACUUUCGAUAAAAUCGAAACUUGCUGUCAAUUUUUAUCCCGGAAAAAUGGUUAGAUUUAGACGUUCUUUAAGGUAACAAAAAAUGAUGAUUUUAGGCGAAAACGCUGCCCGACUCUGGACAGAAUUGGCGAGUGAAUACAAGCGCGAAAAAGUUCGAAUCGAGAAUUUGCCAAGUGGAAUUUAUUCGGAAGAGUUUGAAAUUCGAUUUCCGUUCAUGCAACAAAUGUGGUUUUUGGAAAUUGAUGUUAAGAAUUCCGAGUUGAAAGAGGCCGAUUCGAACAGUUUGGAAGAGACGAUUUGCGGUUUUGUAAACAAGAAAUCGAGUAUUGUUGAAGGUAAAAAAAGUCGUAUAACUCUUUGGAAAAAUCAAUCGAUUCGAGAAACGGGAUUAGCAGUGCUUAGGCUGCUAAUGUUCUUAGUUGCUGCUUUUACAAUUUAGUCGCUGCUUGGCUUAUUUUAAAUUGACAAAAACGUUUAAAUUUCGCUACGAGAUACAAUAUUUUUCAAAUCUUUUCAGCGCCCUUGACGUCAUCACUCUCCGGUCCCAUGGAACAUCUCACCGAUUCGAUUAACCGUCUGAUCGGUGUCAUUGAUCGAUCAUCCGACGAGCGGUCUGGCCAUCCGAAGCACUCCGACCUCAUCGAUCAUCUGAUUUCGUUCUUCGAUAAAAUUCCGCGAGAGAAACACUUGGAGUACAAAUGUCAGAUUGUCCGUUUUUUGGAGACUCUUCACGUUGAAUAA
Caenorhabditis sp. 36 PRJEB53466 is the source of this 1066-nucleotide messenger RNA. The record is from the annotation of a GenBank genome assembly. Lineage: Eukaryota; Metazoa; Nematoda; Chromadorea; Rhabditida; Rhabditidae.